Messenger RNA from Adineta steineri, 720 nucleotides. The record is from the annotation of a GenBank genome assembly. Lineage: Eukaryota; Metazoa; Rotifera; Eurotatoria; Adinetida; Adinetidae.
AUGUUCGCAUUGUUACUUCUCACAGUUGUCAUGCUUUGUGCUCAACAAUCGAGUGCAAUAAUCACUGCUGAACAACUCAAAGCAAUUAUGCCCAAAUGCAAGCAUCCAGAAUAUUUAAAUAAUAUCAAUGAUGCUCUUGUUGAAGGUUCAAUUAAUACAUGCUUACGUCAAUCUGCUUUUUUGGCACAAUUAGCACAUGAAUCUGGUCAAUUAGUAUAUAUGGAAGAAAUAGCAAAUGGUUCCGAUUAUGAAGGUCGUAUAAAAUUAGGUAAUACAGAGCCUGGUGAUGGAAUGCGAUUCAAAGGUCGAGGACCAAUUCAACUUACUGGUCGUGCUAAUUAUGCUGCAGCUGGCAAAGCAUUAGGUCUUGAUCUUGUUAAUAAUCCUGAGCAAGUCAAAACACCUUAUGUUGGCUUUCGUACAAGUGUCUGGUUUUGGACAAAUCGUCAAUUAAAUGCUCUUGCUGAUCAAGGUACAUUAGAUUCAUUCCGACAAAUUACAAAAAAAGUUAAUGGAGGAACAAAUGGACAAGCUGAUCGUGAGCAAUAUUGGGCAAAGGCUAAGAAUGUAUUAGGUUGCGAUGAUGGUUCAGUCAGUAUUACUUUACCAACAUGUACGGCUAAUGGAGUAUCAGGUGUUUGUAUGUCCACAACUAAUUGUAAAGGUCGUUCUGUUGCAGGACAUUGUGCUGGUCCUAAAGAUAUUCAAUGUUGUAUUUGA